AGAGUGGACAGGAUGGUGUUGGACUCCGGGCAGCAAAAUCCGAAUUCAUGGAUGAUGUUCAGACACACAUAUGGGUGAGAAAGAGCAUAUGAAGACUCUCUUUUUUGGAUUUCACAGCCCACUCCCAAUCACCACAAGCAACUUAUAACAUCGAACUGCACAGGAGCGAUUUCAAUUAAAUCAAACCCAUGGCUGUGAUACAGAGCCAGCUGACCGCUACGCUCCUGACCUCCAUCGUGGCAGCGGUCUUUGGCUCCCUGCAAAUUGGAUAUCACACAGGGAAUGUCAACGCUCCAGCCAGGAUCAUUGAGGAGUUCUUCAAUGUGACAUGGAGGUCUCGACACAAUCAGUCCAUGCCCGACCACAGUCUCACCUUUCUGUGGUCACUCUCUGUCAGCAUCAAAGACUUUGGAGCCCUCCUGGGGUCACUUGGGGUCAAAUGUCUUGCAGACUAUUAUGGAAGACGGAAUUCCAUCCUGAUCGUGAACAUCUUGUCCAUCAUAAGUGCCUGUUUGAUGGUCUCCAGCAAGAGCCUGCAGUCCUUUGAGGUCCUUAUCAUGGGCCGGCUGAUCUUUGGUCUAUUCUGUGGCCUUGCCAUGAGCCUAAACCCCCUCUAUAUCCAGGGGGUCUCGCCCACCAACCUACGUGGUGCCUUUGCCACCCUGAACCAGGUCUCCUUUGCUUCGGGUAUUCUGUUGGGCAUGGUGGUCGGCUUGGAGACCGUUCUGGGCACAGAGGAUAACUGGGCCAUGAUGCUGUCUUUGUCCCUCAUCCCUGCGGUGUUGCAAUAUUUGACCCUACCUUUCUGUCCCGAGAGUCCUCGCUACCUGCUUAUCAACCAGGGCAAGGAGGAGCAGGCAGAAAAAGCCUUGCAGAGACUCCGGGGCAAUCCUAACAUAGUCUUGCAGGAACUAGAGGAGAUGAAAGAGGAGGCGACCAACAGCGAAUCGGGUGUCACCAUCAGAGAAUUCCUCACAAAGAGGCGCUACAGGCAGCCAAUCAGACUGGUUCUGAUUAUCAAUUUGGGCAGCCAGUUGUCUGGUUUCAAUGCAAUUAUAAAUUAUUCAACAAAAAUAUUUGACAAGUCAAAAUUUGAUGAGGCGAAAUAUCUGACGCUGGGGGUUGGGGCCGUCAAUGUGGCAUUCACCAUAGUCGCUUUUUUCUUGGUGGAAAGAGCUGGCCGCAGGCGCUUGCUUCUGACCGGCUUCCUGUCUUUGGCACUAUGCAACAUGAUGAUGACAAUUACAGAUUCCAUCCUGCAUAUUGUGCCAGAUGUGCGGAGCCUGCAUGUCUUCGUGGUGUUUUUCCUCAUCUCUUCGUAUGAGGUCGGGCCGGGGCCCAUUUCCUGGUUCAUUGCUGCAGAACUCUUUGACCAGUCUGCCCGGCCCAUGGCCAUGGCCUUCACUAGCAUGCUCAACUGGGGAGGGAAGUUUCUGCUGGCACUGCUAUUCCCUCCACUACUCAAACUCUGUGGACCUUAUGUAUAUCUGCUCUUUAUGGCAAUGGCCAUUGUAUCAUUCUUCUACACCCUGUUCCGUCUGCCCGAGACCCGUGGGCGUACGUUUGAUGACAUUGCAGCAGAGUUCCGUGGGUCAGAGGGCAUCCUGCUCCGAAACAAGACCAACUUCAACACAUUCAGCACCUGAGUGGCCCAGAUACACCAACAACAUGCAGCACGAGCUGCCUCAGACACAGCUGUGAGCUUCUGUCCUCAGCAGGUCUCUUUCUGUGUGCUGUGCUCUACAAGUCUUUGAUGGCUAGGACUUGGACAAUGACAAUGCUCUCCUGUUGAGUGAGUGUAAUCUGAACAUGGGUGAUCAUUUUUUUUCUACAUAUUUUACCGUUACAGUUAAUAUUCUUCAGUCUCGCUUGCAGGAUGUACUUCUCUGAGGGUUGGAUUGUAGUACUGAGAAGAGAAUUUACCUCUCCAAGUUAUUAUUGGCCUGUGAAUUCUGGCACACCUCUGACCUGUGUACAUUUGAAACACUCAUGUGAAUGAUAUGAGGUUGCUGAGUGCGAAGACCAGACAUCUUUGCCUUUGCUUGAAUGACUUGAUUGAGGCUCAUGAAUGGAAAGACCACAUGAUGCCUCUGGAGAAGAGAUACCAUAACAGGUAUUUUAUUGUUUUAAUGUAUAGUAUAUUGUAUGUUUAUUUAUGUAAAUGUAUACAGCAAACAAAAAGGUACAUUUAAAUAAAUUAAAUCAAUUGUC
Molecule: messenger RNA, 2211 nt
Organism: Alosa alosa (allis shad)
Lineage: Eukaryota; Metazoa; Chordata; Actinopteri; Clupeiformes; Clupeidae
Gene: slc2a1c
Product: solute carrier family 2, facilitated glucose transporter member 1
Exons: 11
Coding region: 189-1646 (485 amino acids)
Biological process (GO): monosaccharide transmembrane transport
Cellular component (GO): membrane
Molecular function (GO): hexose transmembrane transporter activity
Source: RefSeq, a predicted model, not a curated record